Molecule: messenger RNA, 1753 nt
Organism: Fundulus heteroclitus (mummichog)
Lineage: Eukaryota; Metazoa; Chordata; Actinopteri; Cyprinodontiformes; Fundulidae
Product: probable assembly chaperone of rpl4
Exons: 3
Coding region: 55-438 (127 amino acids)
Source: RefSeq, a predicted model, not a curated record
UUUUCAUUUAGGAAAUCUGUUUUCUCUUCUUUUUUUUUUGUCUGUCUCUUUUAGAUGGCUGUGGAUGUAUUGGAGGGUCUCCUGGAGGAAGACGAUGAAGUUGUUCAGGUUUGGUAUCUGUCCGGCUGGGUGUGCUACCUCCAGUGGGAGAAAGCGAAACAACUGCAGGAAAGAGAAGGAGGAGAAGCAACAGAGGAGAAUAAGGAAGAGUGGACGGCUCUGCAGGAUGCUGCUAGGUCAUACCUGACUAAUGCUAAAAAGCUGUACAGUAAGCUGCAAUGUGACGACCAGCCGAUGCUGGAGCACGCAGAGCAGCUGCUGGGCGAACUGGGAGGAGAGAUGGAGGCGGAAGACGAAGUCCCUGCCUUGGAUGACGACUACGAACCUUCCAGUGACGACGACGAGGGCGCCAAAGCAGAGACCCCCAUGGAGCACUGACUGCACCCCAUCCUGUGCUCCUCUAGUUUUUGUGCUCUCUUCAAAGUGCCUUUUUUUUUUUUUUGUACCGGCUUUUCAAAGAUUAAAUUGAUGUGCACAAACAGAGCGGCAUUAAAAAUCUACCCGAUCUCUUUCAGUUAAGUUGUUAAAUGCUUUUGUCGAAAUAAGUGCAUACUUGAGUAAUGCUUCCCUUAAUCUCCUCGACGGAUGCCGAUGAAAGAAAUUAGUUUGUAGAGGUUUAAUUCUCACCAGCAGCCCCUGAAUGCGUUUACCUCUGCCGCACACCCACACAGAGUUUUGUGCGAGCAGGAAUGCGCUACACACGCACGCACACACACCCACAAAUAACAAAAACACAAAAGAAGCUUGUUAAUUACUUCUUUUUUUCUCCCCACAGCACAACAAGCAGAACCGUGUUUUCCCUUUUAGCAUUGUCAGAGCUGCCCAGUUAUUAACACUUCAUGCUAUUUUUGCAUCUACUGUGAUUUUUAAUGUCCAGUGUUUAUGUAAAUGCUUGAUUUUUCAUGGUAUUCGGUUUAUGCUUCUGUCUCAUUUUCCCUUUCCUUUUAGUUGGAUUCAGUAAGAUAGGACAAUAGAGCGAAUUUGACAUCAACUCGUGCAGAGUUUGUUUCUCUUUCUCUCUCUCCUUUUCUGCUCGAGUUUUCAAAGUGACUUGCAUAAAAGAGAAAUGAGCGAAUGACUUUUUAGCACAAGCGUUCACAUAACGUUCUUUUUUUUAAAUAGUUUUCAUAGUGUUAGGGACAUAAAAGCCUGGGUUUGCAUAAUGGCCUUCAACUAUUUUCUACAAUGUAUGAAAUACAUAGUGCCGCACUGUAUGAAGGUGCUACAAAUGGCUGGCUGUGGCCAAAGGUGCUUGGAGAAUGUCUUUUGCCCCAGCGGCACUUAACUAUAAGUGUAUUGCCUGUGCACAAAUUUAUUCUUUCAGAGCAGAGAAAUGAGUCAGAAAUGAAAUCUCUAAAGCUUAGAGCCUCUUCUGGCUUCAAAUCUAAAAAUAAAUAAAUGAACACAAGCAUCUUUGCUCUAACAAAACUUAGAAUAUCCAUUGCAUCCAUUUAAUUAGCAUGUUUUAAACUCUAACAGCACUAGAUCAGAUUUUGGCUUUAGUCCUCUAAUUAUGUUACAUUUGUACUGUAUUUCUUUAAAACCACGCAGGACAAAUGUAUUCCAAACCAAAACAGCAGCAAUGUCACAACAAUCCGCAAUAAAAGAAAAAAAAAACUGCUAAAAUGUCAAAAACCACAACUGUGUCGUUAAGCUGUUGUACUACUCCCAAUAAAAUUACUUUGUAAAAUUA